Molecule: messenger RNA, 409 nt
Organism: Salarias fasciatus (jewelled blenny)
Lineage: Eukaryota; Metazoa; Chordata; Actinopteri; Blenniiformes; Blenniidae
Product: disks large homolog 4-like
Exons: 4
Coding region: 70-408 (112 amino acids)
Biological process (GO): postsynaptic neurotransmitter receptor diffusion trapping; chemical synaptic transmission; embryo development
Cellular component (GO): basolateral plasma membrane; postsynaptic density membrane; neuromuscular junction
Molecular function (GO): ionotropic glutamate receptor binding; protein kinase binding
Source: RefSeq, a predicted model, not a curated record
CGGGCAUGAGUGUGUGAGUGUGUGUUAAAAUGUGUGUGUGUGAGUGUGUGUGAGUGUGUGUGUGUGGCUAUGGACUGCCUCUGCAUUGUCACCACCAAGAAGUACCGUUACCAGGACGAUGAGACUCCGCCUGUUGACCCCAGCCCCGGUCACAUGACCCACGGACGCAGCGCCGAGCUGAGCCACACACACCUGGACGGAUACACACACCACCCUGCAGCACUCACUAUGAACGGAUCAGAGGGGGAACUGGAGUACGAAGAAAUCACGUUGGAGAGGGGGAACUCGGGUCUGGGCUUCAGCAUCGCUGGAGGAACUGAUAAUCCUCACAUCGGAGACGAUCCGUCCAUCUUCAUCACCAAGAUCAUCCCUGGAGGAGCCGCCGCCCAGGACGGACGCCUCAGGUAGU